GAAUAUGGCGUUAUGUGAUCCGAUAGAAUUGUAUAGGGAGCUUAGGAUGGCUGAGAAGAAUGAUCAGAUGAGACGGUCUGACUGGGAAACAAUCCAGGAUGUGUUCUCUUACUUUGCAAAUUCAGGUUGGGCAGCUAACCAGGCCCUUGCAUUUUAUAUUGGCAUGUCGUUUUUUCCUACAGCUGUUCAGAAGUUUAGGAAGUUUGUCUUGGAUAAGUGUUCUGCUGAUCUUGGGCUUUAUUUGGUGUCGCUUGGUCCCUGUGAUGAUGCUGUUAGGUUCCUUUUCCCCAUAUUUGCUGAAUAUUGUCUAGAAGAGUUCACUGAUGAGAUGAAGAGCUUCGAGGCUAUGAUUUCGAAAGCGGACCUUACAAAGCCGCACACUUGGUUUCCUUUUGCUAGGGCAAUGAAACGUAGGAUCGUAUACCAUUGUGGGCCGACAAACAGUGGCAAGACAUACGAGGCGUUGCAGCGAUUUAAGGAAGCGAAAAAGGGUAUUUAUUGCGGUCCGUUAAGGCUUUUGGCUAUGGAGGUGUUUGAUAAGAUGAAUUCCCAUGGGGUUUAUUGUAGUCUUCUCACUGGGCAAGAGAAGAAACGGGUUCCUUUUGCGAACCAUGUUGCUUGUACUAUAGAAAUGGUGUCUGUUGAUGAGAUGUAUGAUGUAGCGGUUAUUGAUGAGAUCCAGAUGAUGGCAGACGCAACCAGAGGCUUUGCCUGGACAAGAGCAUUGCUGGGGGUGAAGGCUGAUGAAAUUCAUCUAUGUGGCGAUCCAAGUGUGCUUGACAUUGUGAGAAAGAUUUGUGCAGAAACUGGAGAUGAGUUGGAAGUACACCAUUGCGAGCGGUUCAAGAAGUUGGAGGUUGAAGCCAAAACAUUGUUGGGAGAUCUGAAAAAUGUCAAGUCUGGGGACUGUGUUGUUGCAUUUUCAAGAAGAGAAAUAUUUGAGGUGAAGUUGGCCAUUGAGAAAAACACUAACCAUCGAUGUUGUGUUAUUUAUGGUGCAUUGCCUCCCGAGACUCGCCGACAGCAAGCUAACUUAUUCAAUGACCAGGACAAUGAGUUUGAUGUAUUGGUUGCAAGUGAUGCAGUAGGAAUGGGUUUGAAUCUAAAUAUCAGAAGAGUUGUCUUUUACAAUCUCUCCAAAUACAAUGGCGACAAAGUUGUACCUGUUCCAGCAACCCAGGUCAAGCAGAUUGCAGGAAGAGCUGGCAGGAGAGGAAGUCGCUUCCCAGUUGGACUCACCACAACCUUGCAAUUAGAUGAUCUUGCCUACCUUAUCGAGUGCUUAAAGCAACCUUUUGACGAAGUUAAGAAAGUGGGACUCUUUCCUUUCUUUGAGCAGGUUGAAUCAUUCGCAGCGCAACUUCCUGAUCUUAAUUUCCCCAAGAUUCUGGCAAAGUUUGCUGAAAGUUGCCGUCUUGAUGGAAUGUACUUCUUUUGUAAGCAUGAUCAUAUAAAGAAGGUAGCAAAUAUGCUGGAGAAGGUUAAGGGUUUGUCUCUGCAAGAUCGUUUCAACUUUUGUUUUGCUCCGACUAAUAUUAGGGACCCAAAAUCAAUGUAUCAUCUUCUAAGGUUUGCUUCGGACUACGGUCAGAAAGUACCUGCUAGUAUAGCAAUGGGGAUGCCUAAAGGUUCUGCUAGGAAUGACACUGAGCUCCUGGACCUGGAGACAAAACAUCAAGUUCUGUCGAUGUAUCUAUGGUUGUCUCAUCAGUUUGACUAUGAAAGUUUCCCACAUGGGAAGAAGGCUGAAGCUAUGGCAACAGACAUUGCUGAUUUGUUGGGUCAAUCUCUUACCAAGGCGAACUGGAAACCAGAAACUAGGCAGUCUGCUGGCAAACCAAAACCUCGGAAAAAUGAAGAUGGUUAUGACAGGCCCAAAUCACUAAUCACAUCAUACAAGGAGUUAGGGAGACCAAGCAGUCAGGAGAAAGGGGUGAACUGGAAGUUAACUGAGUGAUAUUAUAAUAUGCUGUUCGUGUUUAUUGAUGCAUGUCCAGAAAAGGCAGGGGAAAAACAGGGAGCAGGAAACUGAGAAAAAUUCAGCAGCAUAAAGAUUCUUGCAGAUGUGGCAUGUUGUCAACUGACAACAUUGCUCAUCCGGGAUCGGAAUGGCCAUCCAUUUGGGAGAUAGGACUUGUACGUGAAGAGUUGUCCCAUGACAUUCGAACCAAGGCCUCUUCCAACAAAGGCUAGAGUCGCCAGGGGUUAACCAGCUUUACAUAGAUUGGUUCCCAUAGAGUCCAUGCAUCAGGAGACACUUCCACAUUGCAGCAGAUAUUCUAGCAUUUUUGGAGAAAUGAAACUUCAUAGCUGAAGAGGUAGAAUCAAUCAUUGACAAAUGAACCUAGUGUUCUGGCUCCUAGAACUAAACCGGUACGAGUUUGUCUUCUGUCUAGUUGUAAUUAUUGUAGCCAUCUAAAUUAUUAGGAUAUGGUAGUCAUCUCCAGAAUGCCAUGCCAGAUUAGUGACCGGAAUAUCCUAUGAGAAACUUAUGUGCAGACAACUGAUGACUUAUCCCUAUUAACAAGGAAACAGAGACUUCCACUCUCCAGAGCUCAGGCAACCUUUUAUUAUGCAGAAUGUUAGUAUUUGACACUCACUGAAUUGGUUUAAGAUAUUCAAAUUUGUUAUUCUGUAGGAUGAAUAGAAUGAAAUGAUUUGUAUACAUAUUACUGAGAAAAUAAGAAAUCAGUUCUAGAACUUAAACUGC
Molecule: messenger RNA, 2710 nt
Organism: Linum tenue
Lineage: Eukaryota; Viridiplantae; Streptophyta; Magnoliopsida; Malpighiales; Linaceae
Source: the annotation of a GenBank genome assembly